AUGUACAACCUUGCGCAAUGCCAAAAAAAUGAGACCAAUUUAAAAGCUCUUGCGAAUAAUACUAGUGGUACUACAGAUGAAGGAAAUUCAUCAAACACUGUGAAUUCAAUUACCUUUUAUAACGCGCCAUUUAACCCAUCAGUGGUCAAAACAAAUAAUAAUGUUCAAACGGCUUCGCAGAGAUUCCAUGCAACAUUGCCUGCGAUUAAUUGCCCACCUACACCAAUUAUUCGAUCAAUAAAAAAUCCGUAUAUCCAUUCGUAUCCGACUCAACAAUCUCAAUCCCCACUUUCCUAUUUGACUCGAUCAUCUCAACGUUCAUGUCCAUUUCACCAGUCACCUCAUGCUCGUCUAUCUAAACCUCUUACUCUUGAUCCUUCCCCAUUAUUAUGUCAACCUAUAUCGCUUCCACCGCCGAUUAUUAAGCCUCAUGAUGAAGGCGCCAUUGUUCCGCAAAAGAAUCAAAUGCAAAAAGAGAAGCAGUCUCUUAGAUUGGAGCGUAAUCGCAUAGCGGCCAAAGAAUGCCGGGAACGUCGAAAAGAAUAUAUUACGAGGCUAGAAGGUAGGGUGGAAAGAAUUGAGGAAGAAAAUGAAGUCUUGAAAAAAAAGAUUCAGGAGGCUAAUGUGAAAUUAGAAUUGUUUGAAAGAAAUACGCUCGAACGUAGUGAAUUAGAGAUGAUUGUGAGAGAAUUACAAGAAAAAUUAGAAGGCAUUGAUAAUGCUUAG
This is a messenger RNA of Acaulospora morrowiae, 726 nucleotides long. The record is from the annotation of a GenBank genome assembly. NCBI's taxonomy places the organism in Eukaryota, Fungi, Glomeromycota, Glomeromycetes, Diversisporales, Acaulosporaceae.